Molecule: messenger RNA, 2639 nt
Organism: Etheostoma spectabile (orangethroat darter)
Lineage: Eukaryota; Metazoa; Chordata; Actinopteri; Perciformes; Percidae
Gene: ankrd40
Product: ankyrin repeat domain 40
Exons: 5
Coding region: 476-1729 (417 amino acids)
Molecular function (GO): protein binding
Source: RefSeq, a predicted model, not a curated record
CGCUCAAGAUAAUUGAGAGUAUUCAUAUGGGAACUAACAUUUGUGCUCACUGUUGUUACAUCUAAAGAUGCCCCCCGAUGAGGCGGUGAUGUUUUUGGCAGCCCAGUGACGGAACUCCGACACCACUGAUUGAUUGAAUGCGUGCUCUGAGUGUCGGUAGUUGUACUAUAACGCGAUUAAUCAGCAGAGAUAAAUGGCGAGGACGGGACCUGUAUUGUGAACCCCAAAGACUCGACCAGAAGUUGCAUUAGCCGAAGCGAUCUGCUGCCACAAGCUAGCACCAAAGACUACUAGCAUCUCGUUGAGCUCGCCAGUAGGAAAGAUUAGCCGGGUAGCUAAUGUUAGCUGACAAGUCUAUUUUUAGUGGACUUUUGUGCCAUCGGUAGGGACAUCGUUAGGCGAUUUGUUUUGACAACUUAAUCCGAGAGGAUUUUGCGUAUCCUAUGAUCUCGCAGCGCUAGUUGUCUGUCCCAAAAUGUCCACCACUUCGUUGGAUAAAGAAUUACAGGAGCGACUGAGAGAGGCGUCUGCUAUCGGGGAUAUCGACGAAGUGCGGACAUUAGUGGAGAGUGGAGUAAACGUCAAUUCACAGAAUGAAAUAAAUGGCUGGACAUGCCUGCACUGGGCCUGCAAGAGGAACCAUAAGCACAUAGUGUCCUACUUACUCACUUAUGGAGCAGACAAAGAAAUCCUCACGGCUAAGGAUGAGUUGGCCUCACAACUUACAUCCAAACCAGAGAUCAAACGGCUUUUAGGAGUUGAAGUGGAGGAAGUGCCUGAAGUCAAGGAGCCUGAGUUACCAAUCAUCCCAAACUACCUGUCUAACCCGGCCUUCAUGUACUCCAAGAUGGAUAACAGGUCAGAGAUCAUCCUGGCACAGCACCUUACACAGAAUGGUUCUGGAGAGCACGGUGAGGAUAUGCACAGCGAUUCACCCUCGCUUUCACCGACUCAUGAGCCUCAGAAAUCACAGAGCCUUCUCUCUGAUGGCCCCCCUCCUCCCCCAAACCCUACCACUGACAGCCAAGCCCAGGCUGGGGAAUUCAUUCCUGUGACUGAGCAAAAUGGUGUGUCACCCAGCCCGACCUCAUCCCGCAGUCAUGUCGUUGUUAACUGCACAGUGCCCAUGGACCUGUCAGUUGAGCCUCACCUUGUCAACCAUAGCGACUACUCGCAUGCAGUGGCACAUAAUGGCACCAUGUGCUCGCCUCCCUUGGCCUCUCCCAGUCCCAGCUUGGCCAGCAGCAGUGGGAGCCAGGUCCAGGCCCCGGUGGCCAGCGCUAACCCAACUAUGAGCAGGCAGCAGUCUAUUCCACAGCAGCUGAGCUAUGGCCAAGCUGGUGGGCCCAUGCCAGCCUUCCAGCCUUUCUUCUUCACCAGCACCUUCCCAGUCAACGUGCAAGAGUUGGUGCUGAAGGUGCGUAUCCAGAACCCCAACGCUCGGGAGAAUGACUUCAUUGAAGUCGAGCUAGACCGCCAGGAGCUUACCUAUCGUUCCCUUCUGAGGGUCUGUUGCCGCGAGUUGGACAUCAGUGCUGAGCACGUGGAGAAGAUCCGCAAGCUGCCGAACACCAUGUUGAGAAAGGACAAGGACGUAGCUCGGCUGCAGGACUUUCAGGAGCUUGAGGUUGUAUUAGAGAAAGCAGAGGGCUUGUCCCUGUUCUCUGGGACUGGGGGCCUAACAGACAGACCCUGCUACAACAUGAAGGCCUCCCGCCUCACCUACUAGAGCUACCACGGAGCCAGAGGUCUCCAAGAAUUUGAUGGGCUUCUGUAGCUACCCUCAAGCAACCAUAACUAGUUGCCCGCCCAGGUCCCCAAUUACAGCUUUGUCCGGCUUUGGUGUUUCGCCAAUUUCCUAACUGGGAUUUGUUUUUUUUCAAGUUGUGUAGCAAUUGUCCUCCUCCUGUCCUGCUCUGGCCCUCCUGCCGCUUUAGUGUACCCAACCAGUUGUAAGCGAUUACUGAUGCAUGGUGGCCUCGAUUAUGUGCGAAAGUAUUUGGGCCCCUUUCUCCUCUCUUUAUCUCUUUCUCUCCUCCCACUGCACUUUGUACCAAGGCUCCAAUUGGUUAAAAGAGGGAGACAUUGGCUUGUCUUCCUUAUGGACUGGACUUCAUGGGAUCCUGUAAUAGCCUUAUUUGGACACAUCCCUAUCUUGGCUAUGGACUAUGGCCACAAAGGAAAAGACCUGGUCUGAUCAGACUAAGAGCGGAGGACAAAAGGAAGGAUUUACAUAACUCUUACCGAUAAGUUCGUCAUCAGUCCACAGAAUAAGUUGGAUUUGCACACAGCAACUUGAAUUUCUAGGAAAUUGCCCUGUAGAGUGCUAUCAGAUGUUCUAGCUGGCAUACCCACUUCCAUACAUGCUGUAGGCAUAAACCUUAGUGUCUUUCCUGCAGAGGGCAACCAUUACUGUCCUAAUUCUUAAGGUGGUGGUAAUCUUAAGUGAGAUAAAAGCAUCAUCGUUGAACUAAUAGUGCUCCUAUUUGAUGACUACACAUACAGUAUGCUUUAAUCUAUAUCCACACAAGGAUGGACUGGUUUCCUGUCAUAUUUAAAUCAUUCAGUCAUACACUGUGGAAAAAGAAGUCAAUAGUUUUAUUUGAAUUGUUCUUUUUUGUGUCUUUUCAUGUCAGACA